Messenger RNA from Asparagus officinalis (garden asparagus), 1098 nucleotides. RefSeq lists its product as uncharacterized. Lineage: Eukaryota; Viridiplantae; Streptophyta; Magnoliopsida; Asparagales; Asparagaceae. The transcript is spliced from 6 exons. The coding region runs from base 1 to 1098 and encodes 365 amino acids. The record is from RefSeq and is a predicted model, not a curated record.
AUGAGUAGAGUUGAGUAUUCUGCUUCCAACGAAGAACACAAUAUAGAAGACAAUACAGGAGAAUUUGAUGGCACUCAUGAUGAUAAUGGUCCAACGCAAAAGAAAAGAGGGCGUGGUUAUGACAAGCCAAAGUGGGGAAAAUCUGGCAAGGAGUCUAUUGCAUUCACAGAGGAUGGAUUGUGCGUUGACCCUAAGGAUGCCCAGCUGUCUAGGUACUUAGGUAGCCUAGCAAAAAAUUCAAGGUUUCUUCCCCUCAAGCCUAUAGAUUGGCGGUUGCAUGAUGAUACUACCAUGGAUCAUGUGUGGAAAACAAUAUAUGAUACCAUAGAUUGGCGGCCUGAAGAUGUUCCCAAUAUUCCUAAAAUCCGACUUGUAAUGUUGCAAAGAUUGUCUGAUAGGUGCAGAAACUAUAAGGCAAGUUUAAAAGCUAAGUAUUACACUCCCUAUGUUGGUUUGCCAGAACGAUUCUUGUGUGGAGAUGAUCGUGUAGAUCGCGACCAAUGGCGGGCAAUGGUUAACUAUUGGGACACUGAUCCAAAAAAUAAAGUUAGAUGUGAGAAGAAUAUUGAAAGCCGCAAGAGGCAAAAGAUGAAUCACACUGGUGGCACAAAGAGCUUCGCACGACACAUGGCUGAUUAUGAGAAAAAACAUGGUCGCAAACCCGAUCCUAUUGAGAUAUUUUAUAUAGUGCACAAACGGCGAGAUGAAAACAAAAGUUGGAUAGAUGAUGCAUCGGAGGAAUUGGCGGUUAAGAUCUCACGGGAAUUAACGAGUUUGGUUGAAACCCAUGGCGAGGAAACAUCAGAACUAAGGCAACAAGCUUAUGUAGCAGCAAGGGGUUUAGAGACGCGAUCUCCUUCCCAACAACACUCACCUUCCCAACACACUCCGACAUCGUACCCAUAUCCUCCAUAUCACCAUCUUCCACUGUAUCCGUAUACAUCAUCUUCGCAGUUCUACUACCCCCAUCCAUACCAGCCACCUUUGUACCACCCAGUGCCACACCCACCUGGAGAGUUUACAGCAAUGCUCAAUGAUUCAGAUUUUAUGCAGCAGAUGAUGCCACCAAAUGAUAGGAAUGACAAGGAUAAAAGUUAG